Molecule: messenger RNA, 2034 nt
Organism: Aspergillus aculeatinus CBS 121060
Lineage: Eukaryota; Fungi; Ascomycota; Eurotiomycetes; Eurotiales; Aspergillaceae
Gene: phzA
Product: putative serine/threonine protein phosphatase
Exons: 2
Coding region: 278-1918 (546 amino acids)
Cellular component (GO): cytoplasm; nucleus
Molecular function (GO): protein serine/threonine phosphatase activity
Source: RefSeq, a predicted model, not a curated record
AAACAUCGAUCGUGCCCGGUUUCCCAACUACUGCUUCCCAUCGCCGUGUCUUGUGGUCAUCAACUGCCCUCGUGACAAUCUACUGACCUGUCGACUCCACCAUCAGCGAAAGAUUUUCCUCUUCCUUAUAACUCCCAAACCUACCCUCGGAGGUAUACUUGGCCAAGACACCUGCUAGCAUUCCAGCACCUAGCAGGGCUUGGUGCUCCUCUGCUGAAUCCCCAUCCAUCUUCGGGCGUCUGAGAUUGAGCUUGGCAGAUAUUUUGCCGUUGCAGUAAUGGGUCAAUCGCAUUCCAAGGGCAAUAAUGGCCCUGGCGAUUCUUUGCAAUCGUAUCCAUCCUUUUCUCGCUCUGACACCAAGGAAUCCAUUCGCUCCCUCCGUGGCUCGAUCCGCUCUAAGAUUCGUAGCAGCGACAGUCCCCGCGCCUCCACAUCUGCUCUGUAUCAGACGGAAAGCCAGACCGAUAAGUCGGAUGCUGGCUCGAUCAAAUCCGCGGCAAGUAGGCGCAGCUCUACCAACCUGAGCGCUCCUCAGUCCCCUGCUGCUGACGAUGCCGCUUCCAAAACCGACUCAUUGGAACCUCCUCCGUCGCCGUCCCUGUCCACCAGUCUGAAAAGAGGCCAUAAAGAUGUGAACGCGAUGCAGCAGAGUGGGGAGGUUGACCUCGUGUCAGACGCUCCCCCGACCGGUGUUGCCCCCAAGGGCCCUUCUACACAGAAAGUUGGCGAAUCGAUUCUCAUCAAGAGGGAGAACCAGCUGAAUCCGAUUCUGGACUUCAUCAUGAACACCCCGAUGAACAACGAAACAUCUGGAUCGCCGGGAAUGGGAAUGGGUGCUUUGAAGUCGAUCGACCUGGAUGACAUGAUCUCCCGACUUUUGGAUGCUGGCUACUCGACCAAGGUUACCAAGACCGUUUGCUUGAAGAAUGCAGAGAUCGUGGCCAUUUGCAGCGCCGCACGGGAACUCUUCCUCUCCCAGCCCGCUCUUCUGGAGCUGUCGGCCCCCGUCAAGAUUGUCGGAGAUGUCCAUGGUCAGUACACUGAUCUCAUUAGGCUGUUCGAGAUGUGUGGAUUCCCCCCUGCCUCAAACUACCUCUUCCUGGGUGACUAUGUGGAUCGUGGAAAGCAGAGCUUGGAAACAAUUCUGCUUCUGCUCUGCUAUAAGCUCAAGUACCCCGAGAACUUCUUCCUCCUGCGUGGCAACCACGAGUGUGCCAACGUCACUCGCGUGUAUGGAUUUUAUGACGAGUGCAAACGGCGUUGCAACAUCAAGACUUGGAAAACAUUCAUCGAUACUUUCAACUGCCUCCCUAUUGCUGCGAUCGUUGCUGGCAAGAUCUUCUGUGUUCAUGGUGGUCUGUCGCCGAGUCUUUCCCAUAUGGAUGACAUCCGAGGUAUCGCCCGCCCGACCGACGUACCGGACUAUGGACUGCUGAAUGAUCUUCUGUGGAGUGAUCCAGCAGAUAUGGAGGAAGACUGGGAACCGAGCGAGCGUGGUGUCAGCUACUGCUUCGGCAAGCAGGUCAUCAUGAAUUUCCUGCAACGGCAUGACUUUGAUUUGGUGUGUCGAGCGCACAUGGUGGUCGAGGACGGCUAUGAAUUCUAUCAGGACCGUAUUCUGGUUACUGUCUUCUCUGCGCCUAACUACUGCGGUGAAUUCGAUAACUGGGGAGCCAUCAUGUCUGUUUCAGGUGAAUUACUGUGUAGCUUCGAACUCUUGAAACCGUUGGAUUCCACGGCCUUGAAGAACCAUAUUAAGAAGGGCCGGAACAAGCGGAACAGCAUGCUCAGCAGUCCUGUAAGUCGUCCCUUGCUUGUUCGUUUGUUCUCGCCAAGCCCAGAGACUACACCCUUGUGUAACAUUGCCGAGGCAUCUGUACCUUGGACGAUACUUGCUUCUUCUGCACUGGUACGUUGACUCGAUUACAAUGCUAACGUCUGCAGCCUGCAAUUGUCUCGGCACAAAGCUACUAGAGGUCCUGGUAAUUGCAUGCCAAGCGAUCAUCAUCCGCCAUAUGUCACCAUCAAAAUACC